Messenger RNA from Microthlaspi erraticum, 1614 nucleotides. NCBI's taxonomy places the organism in Eukaryota, Viridiplantae, Streptophyta, Magnoliopsida, Brassicales, Brassicaceae. The record is from the annotation of a GenBank genome assembly.
AUGAACUGUAUGGCCGUGGCUCUCGAUCCACUAACCGACCACCACCGGUUCACACAGUUUAGCCGAUCUUCACAAAGAUGCAGACUCCAAUCUCUAACCAACUUCGACUUCAACUUUCUCGAUUUCAACACUAACCAAAAAACCAACCUCACAGCUUCCCACUCCUUGAACCACCGAAGCGUUUCCACUCCAUGCUUCUCCAUAGAUGGCAGUCUCAAAUCCCCUGCUGCUGCUCCUCCGCGUAUUGAGAUUCUCGGUGGCAAGAAAGUCCCCACUAUACGCUCCCUUGUAGCUGAAGUAACCAUAGCUAUGGUCUCCGGAGCUCAGCCUUUACUUUUACCGAGUGGUUUAGGAGGUGCUUAUCUCCUCCAAACCGGAAAAGGUCAGAGCAUUGCUGUUGCAAAGCCGGUUGAUGAAGAGCCUCUAGCUUUCAACAACCCUAAAGGCUCUGGUGGGUUGAUGCUAGGUCAACCGGGAUUAAAACGGUCUAUUAGGGUUGGUGAAUCCGGAAUCCGUGAAUUAGCUGCUUACCUUUUAGACCACCAAGGCUUCUCCAGCGUUCCACCAACCGCAUUGGUCAGAAUCUCACACGUUCCAUUCCAUGUCAGUGAUAAUGACACUACCUAUAAAGUUGCUUCGUUGCAACGUUUUGUGGGUCAUGACUUUGAUGCAGGAGAGCUUGGACCAGGAAGCUUCACGGUUGGGUCGGUUCACAGGAUUGGGAUUCUUGAUGUGAGGGUCUUGAACCUUGACAGACACGCUGGAAACAUGUUGGUGAAGAAGAUACAUGACCAAGAAGAUGAGAGUGGAGUUGGAGCAGCCGAGCUAGUGCCUAUAGAUCAUGGUCUUUGCUUACCUGAAUGCCUAGACGAUCCUUACUUCGAGUGGCUUAACUGGCCUCAAGCUUCGGUUCCGUUCACGGAGACUGAGCUUCAGUAUAUAUCAAGGCUUGACCCUUUCAAAGACGCAGAGGUUUUGAGAAGUGAGCUACGCUCUUUGCAGGAGUCUUCUUUAAGGGUUCUCAUCGUUUGCACUAUCUUCUUGAAAGAAGCUGCUGCUGCAGGGCUAUGUCUUGCAGAGAUAGGAGAGAAGAUGACUCGGGACAUGUGCGGAGGGGAAGAGAGUUCUAGUGUGUUGGAGAUCCUCUGCACCAAGGCAAAAGCAAGCGUGGUUGAUGGAACUGACGAUGAUGAUUAUAGUAGUGAAUGGAAUGAAGUUGAAGCUGAGCUAGAGUGUGCUAUCUUUCAGUUUGAUGAUGAUGAAUUUGAAGAUGUACAAUGCAAAGAGCUUCCAGAGACCAUUCACGUGUCUAAACAGCCUCUUUUUCCAUCAUUCUCUGCCAAUCUAUCUGUUCUCAUGAUGUGUUCGCCGAACCAGUGGAUUGCAAAGGACGUUAACAGAGAAGAAGAAUGGAAAGAUAGGAGUAUCGUGAGGAGUAAGAGCCAUCCGAUCUGUGUGAAUCAUGAAGAAACAGAAGGUGUUUCUUUCGGUGACAUGAGUGAAGAUGAAUGGGAGAUGUUCUUGCAGAGUUUCCAGAUGCUUUUGCCAGAAGCACUUGAAGGAUCAACAAGCAAAGGACCAAAGCCAAGAUUUGGAUCUUCUUGCAAGUUCUGA